Messenger RNA from Dictyostelium discoideum AX4, 1161 nucleotides. RefSeq lists its product as hypothetical. The coding region runs from base 1 to 1161 and encodes 386 amino acids. The transcript has a single exon. The record is from RefSeq and is a predicted model, not a curated record. Lineage: Eukaryota; Evosea; Eumycetozoa; Dictyosteliales; Dictyosteliaceae.
AUGAAAGCAACAAAUAGUAAUAUUAAAAAAGCCAUCCAAACCAUUUUGAAAAAACAAAUACCUGGAAAAUUAUGGAUUAUUGAUGAAAUGGUUUCAAAUUUGGAAAAUCUUCAAAUCAAGGAUUGUUCAAAAGGUUGUGAUAAUUUGGUUUAUUUAGUUUCAUUGAAAAAUGAAAAUAAUAAUAUUAAAAAUGGUGAUGAUAAUAAUGAUAAUGAUAAUGAUAAUGAUAAUGAUGAGGAAAAAAUUAUUAUAAGAAUACCAAAACUUUUAGGAGAUGAAGAUUGUCCAAUAAUGCAUACACCAAAAAUGCAAGCUGAAUUAUUAAAAGUUUUAAAUGAAAUGAAAUUUAAUGAAAUUGAUAUAAUGGUACCAAAUUUAUUAUCAUAUGAUGAUCAAUUCGUUAUAGAAUCAUAUAUACCCUCACAAGAUUUGAGUGAAGUCUUUUCAAAACCAUCACAAAUGAAUGAUACUCAAAUCAAACAAGUAUUUACAAAGAUUGGCACAAUUUUGAAAAGAAUUCAUUCAAAAUCCACUCCAUCUGCUUCAUAUGGUAGUUUAAAAAAUGUACAAUUACAAGGUUCACUUUCAAAUUGGAAUGAUUAUUUUGAAAUUGAUUUCAUUAAACAAUUUGAUACAAUGGAAAUUAAUAUAGAAAUAAUUAAUAAUUAUAAUAAUAAUAAUAAUAAUAAUAAUAAUAAAUUUAAAGAUAGAGAAGAAGUUAUAAAUCGUUUAAAAGGAUUUUAUUAUGGUGAUGUAAAAAAGUACCUUUUAGAAUUCAAUAAACCAACUUUAGUUCAUGCUGAUUUAUGUAGUAAUAAUAUUAGAAUCAAUAAAUGUAAAAAUAAAAAUAAUAAUAAUGAUGAUAUUAAAGUAACUGGUAUUAUUGAUUUUGCAGAUUCAAUUAGUGGUGAUGGGUUAUAUGAUAUUGGUAGAAUUCUAUCUCAUGUUUAUGGUGAUUGGAGAUUUAUUGAUGCAAUUGAAAUUGGUUAUUGUGAAAAUUCAUCACCAUUCAAUCAAACUCAAUUAAAAAUGAUCAUAUUCUAUGCAUUGUCAUUUUGUUGUUGGUUAUUAGAUAUCUCUGACACUGAAGAUGAUAUAAUAAAAUAUAAUCAAAUUUUAUCAUCUUUAUUAAACCAUUAUAAAAACAAAAUAAAUAAAUAA